Messenger RNA from Hemiscyllium ocellatum (epaulette shark), 327 nucleotides. Its product is annotated as small integral membrane protein 43-like. The record is from RefSeq and is a predicted model, not a curated record. The coding region runs from base 1 to 327 and encodes 108 amino acids. The transcript has a single exon. NCBI's taxonomy places the organism in Eukaryota, Metazoa, Chordata, Chondrichthyes, Orectolobiformes, Hemiscylliidae.
AUGAGUGAUGGACUAGAAAUUGAUGUAUCGAUAACGACAGAAAUGAUUUAUCUAUUGAAGGAUUAUACUUCAGAUUACAAGUCCUCUCAUGGCACAUUCAGCACAGUCUCUUUGAAGUCUCCACUCACACCAGCAAAAGAGGACAGUAAGGAUUGGGGAUACAACCUAGUAAUAUACCUGGCUCUCUUCUUCCUUUUGUUGCUUUUGCUGGCUUUAUUUCUUUUUGUGGUCAUCAAGCAGCUGAAGAAUUCAGUAGCAGCUGUUGUGUGGCAGCCUAAUCGGUCUGUUAGAGAACCCUGGAGUGCAAACAGAGAGCAGGCUGUUUAG